GGGAGCCCUUUCGGGGAAUGAUGGGAACGAUGGGGAAGAUGGCGGCGUUGGCCGCUGAGCCGGGGGAGGAUGCUUUUCGGAAACUCUUCCGUUUCUAUCGGCAGAGCCGCCCCGGGACCGCCGAUCUGGGAGCAGUGAUCGACUUCACUCAGGCCUCCCCCGCGCGGGGCACCUGCCCCAAGGUAUUGAGUUCUCCACUAAGUGUGUCCUCGGUCAGUGAGCAAGAUGCAUGUAGAGCAGGACUUCAGCCAGUCAGCAAGUGGAAAGCCUAUGGCUUGGAAGGCUAUCCAGGAUUUAUUUUUAUCCCAAACCCCUUCCUCCCAGGUUAUCAACGUCACUGGGUGAAGCAGUGCCUUAAGCUUUACUCCAGAAAACCCAAUGUCUGUAAUCUGGACAAGCACAUGGUUGCAGAAGAGAUUCCGGAUCUCUGGGGACAGAGCCAGGAGCUCCUGAGAAAUAAAGAUGUGAACAAAAAGAAACCUCGAAGUUUGCUAGAAAAACUACGUUGGGUGACCCUGGGCUACCAUUACAACUGGGAUAAUAAGACAUAUUCAGCUGAUCACUACACGCCUUUCCCUUCAGACCUGGCUUACCUCACAAAACAAGUGGCUGCCGCAUGUGGAUUUCAGGACUUCCAAGCUGAGGCUGGAAUCCUCAAUUACUACCGAUUAGACUCUACUCUGGGAAUCCAUGUCGACAGAUCAGAAUUAGAUCACACCAAGCCUCUCCUGUCCUUUAGCUUUGGACAGUCUGCCAUCUUUCUUCUGGGUGGCCUCAAAAGAGAUGAAGUCCCCACAGCCAUGUUUAUGCACAGUGGAGACAUCAUGGUGAUGUCAGGAUUCAGCCGUCUGCUGAACCAUGCUGUCCCACGAGUCCUCCCAAAUUUUGAUGGAACAAGCCUGCCUCGUUGCCUGGAGGUACCACUCCCAGAUGCCUUACCUGCAGGUUCAGUUGCAGAACCCUGUUCUGUGGAAGACUGGCAAGUAUGUGCCAAAUAUCUGCAAACAGCUCGGGUUAACAUGACUGUGCGACAAGUGCUAGCCACUGGUCAAGACUGGGAGGACAAAGAAAUCAAGACCAUGAGUGAAAGUUCUUGCCACCUUGAUGAUAAAAAUAAUGAAGCAAAACGGGCCAGGAUGAACCCGAACAGUUGAGGUUUGGGAAACCCAGACACUUAGACAGGCCCUAUAAUGAGCAGUUGCAGUUUGUAUUGUCACGAGCUUCAUCUGGAGAAGUGGUGUGAAUCUUUCACUAGAAAAUAACAGGCCAGCUCAUCACUGAUUGCACAAGGACUGUGAAAACCUUUCAGAAAAAAUAGAUGCGGAUUUAUCAUUUUUAUGAAAAGCUCAUUUGACAUAUGAUACAUACUCCUUACAGACUUAUAAGCUUGAAUUCAGCCUAACUUUGUACAAUUGUCCAUGGAGAUAGAAAGCAUUCAAAAAACAGACUUCCUUUCAUGGCUGGUCCUCCAUUAUUUCUGGUGAUCAUGGCACAGAUAAACUUUCAUGUCUGUGGGACUUUGAGAUGCCACUGGUUUAGAUGAACAUUAAUUGCUGGAGAGAUUUACCCUUUCUGACUGGGAACCACUGAGAAAAAUUUGACCCUGUACCAUCCUUCAUCCCAUCUUCUUACCUCUUUAGAUUAUGCCUUAAUUUUCCCUUCCCUACCUACACUGCUGUUUUGGUUUUUCAAAGGAAAAUAGUACACAUACUAACAGUGAAGCUGUAAUUCUUAUCCUCCAAAAAAGAGAAAUUAAUCAGUAGCUAUCUUUCUUGCCCAUGAAACAAAUAUAUUUAAUCCAAGAAAAGGAAGUAGCAGGUUUUUUAAAAACACAUUUUCUUUAGAACUCCUGACUCUUUUCUGUCAGCCUUUUAAAUACAAUUUUAAUUGUUGAAAUGAAAUUCCAAGUCCUAGAGGUGUUUUGUCACUGUUUUCUCCAUGAAUAAACCGAGUCUUUUAAAUUAAA
Messenger RNA from Sarcophilus harrisii (Tasmanian devil), 1966 nucleotides. It is a transcript of the gene ALKBH1, whose product is annotated as alkB homolog 1, histone H2A dioxygenase. Gene Ontology annotation, molecular function: broad specificity oxidative DNA demethylase activity; ferrous iron binding; oxidative RNA demethylase activity. The transcript has 6 exons. The coding region runs from base 18 to 1154 and encodes 378 amino acids. Gene Ontology annotation, biological process: oxidative RNA demethylation. Gene Ontology annotation, cellular component: nucleus; cytoplasm. The record is from RefSeq and is a predicted model, not a curated record. NCBI's taxonomy places the organism in Eukaryota, Metazoa, Chordata, Mammalia, Dasyuromorphia, Dasyuridae.